Molecule: messenger RNA, 1256 nt
Organism: Aspergillus aculeatus ATCC 16872
Lineage: Eukaryota; Fungi; Ascomycota; Eurotiomycetes; Eurotiales; Aspergillaceae
Product: HAD family hydrolase
Exons: 1
Coding region: 45-809 (254 amino acids)
Biological process (GO): DNA repair; dephosphorylation
Molecular function (GO): phosphoglycolate phosphatase activity
Source: RefSeq, a predicted model, not a curated record
CCUCGACUCUUCACGUCACAACACAUCCCAACCCCUCCACCAAAAUGCCUUCGAAAUACGACCUCAUAAUCCUCGACUUCGACGGCACGAUCUUCGACUCCCACGAAGCCAUCUACACCUCCAUGCAGCGCACCUUCCACCACUUCCUCCCGGACCACCCGCUCCCCACCACGCAGCUCACCACCCUGAUCGCGCAAGGCCACAGCCCCGAAAUCACCUUCCGCGCUCUGCUGGACCCAUCCACCACCCUAGAGACCUUCGACGAACCCACCUGGAUCACCACCUACCGCGCCCUCUACAGCCAACACGGCCAACCGCUCACGAAACCCUACCCGGAAGCCUACGCGCUCGUGCGCGCGCUCACGCAGACCCACCGCAUCCCCGUGGCCAUCAUCAGCAACAAAGCCGUGGGCGCCCUCACGACCGCGCUGGACCGCCACGGGUUCCUGGAGUUCAUCCCGGAGGCGCUGGUCCUCGGGGACGGGGUGUUCCCCGGCGGCAAGCGGAAGCCAGAUCCCGCCGGGUUUGUGGAGGGGUUGGUGCCGCGGUUGCGGGAGUAUUUCUCUACUUCUGGCCGAACUGCGGAGUGGUUGGAGAGGGACGGGGGUGUCGAUAUGCGGCGGGUGCUGAUGGUGGGCGAUACGAUUACCGACAUUCGAUUCGCCGAGAAUCUGGGGUGUCCGGUUUGUUGGUGUCGUUUUGGGCAGGGGGAUAAGGCGGAGUGUGAGGCGGCUGGGCCGGAGGUGGUGAUUGAUGGGUUGGGGGAGUUUGUGGGGAAGGUUCUUGGGGGGGAAGGGGAGGGGAGGUGAGUGAUGGGGUUGAGGGGUGGGCAAGGCAGUGGGUAUAUACUUGGAUUUAGAGCUAGAUUUCGAGUAGAGGAGGGGAUGAGUUGAUAUAGGUAUGUAUAGAUAUGGUUGUGUUGAUUGAUGGGAAAUUACAAUCAUAGAGCAGGCUGAAACCAGGAUGACAUCCCCGCCAGCGUGGUGGCCCUGCUUGUUUGCGCUGCUUCUAAAAAAUAUGUCUAUCUCCUGGUGGGAAGUGUUGUCUGAUCCUCUGGUGUGAUCCAUGAUAAUACCAGGAUCCAACGGGAAGCCCACGGAUGGACUCGCACCAUCUCGAACCUUGAAAUGACUCACUUCCAGGCCACAGAAGGAUUUUCCUCUGAGAGAAGAAGGGGGAAAAAGAAAAGGGAAAAAAAAGAGCCAAUACUCAUCUUUUGACAUUGCAGAGAGAAGAGGUCAAAAAGGUCGUGCCCG